Molecule: messenger RNA, 1988 nt
Organism: Melozone crissalis (California towhee)
Lineage: Eukaryota; Metazoa; Chordata; Aves; Passeriformes; Passerellidae
Gene: RNF2
Product: ring finger protein 2
Exons: 7
Coding region: 186-1196 (336 amino acids)
Cellular component (GO): PcG protein complex; ubiquitin ligase complex
Molecular function (GO): ubiquitin protein ligase activity; chromatin binding
Source: RefSeq, a predicted model, not a curated record
AGGAGGGCGCGGGGCGGCCCGGGCGCGGCGGCCCCGUCCGCACUCCCCCUGCCCAGCCCCGGCCAUGAAUAUGUAACUCCCCUCUAUUUCCCGAGCUCCAUUGCGGAGCCGCCGCUCGCCAUAUUGUGCUGCGGGGGCUGCGGCGGCACCGCCGGCCACGGACUGAGGCGGCACCGGCGGGCGCCAUGUCUCAGGCCGUGCAGACCAACGGGACGCAGCCUCUGAGCAAGACCUGGGAGCUCAGUCUGUACGAGCUGCAGAGAACACCCCAGGAAGCCAUCACAGAUGGCCUGGAGAUCGUGGUGUCCCCCAGGAGCCUGCACAGCGAGCUCAUGUGUCCCAUCUGCCUGGACAUGCUCAAGAACACCAUGACCACCAAGGAGUGUCUGCAUCGCUUCUGCGCCGACUGCAUCAUCACUGCCCUCAGGAGCGGGAACAAAGAAUGUCCCACAUGUCGCAAAAAGCUCGUUUCCAAAAGAUCCCUGCGGCCAGACCCCAAUUUCGACGCUCUCAUCAGUAAGAUUUACCCGAGCCGGGAUGAGUACGAGGCUCAUCAGGAGAGGGUGCUGGCCAGGAUCAGCAAGCACAACAACCAGCAAGCCCUGAGUCACAGCAUCGAGGAGGGAUUAAAGAUUCAGGCUAUGAACAGGUUGCAGCGGGGCAAGAAGCAGCAGAUUGAGAACGGCAGCGGGGCCGAGGACAACGGCGACAGCUCCCACUGCAGCAACGCCUCCACACACAGCAACCAGGAAGCUGGGCCCAGCAACAAGAGGACCAAAACCUCAGAUGACUCUGGGCUGGAGCUGGACAACAACAACACCACUGUGGCCAUAGAUCCCGUGAUGGACGGGGCCAGUGAGAUCGAGCUGGUGUUCAGGCCUCACCCCACCCUCAUGGAGAACGAUGACAGUGCGCAGACAAGGUACAUCAAGACCUCAGGCAAUGCCACAGUUGAUCACCUGUCCAAGUACCUGGCAGUGAGGCUGGCCUUGGAGGAGCUGCGGAGCAAAGGAGAGUCCAACCAGAUGAACCUGGACACGGCCAGUGAGAAGCAGUACACCAUCUACAUCGCCACCGCCGCCGGCCAGUUCACUGUGCUAAAUGGGUCCUUUUCCCUGGAACUGGUCAGUGAGAAGUACUGGAAAGUGAACAAACCCAUGGAACUGUACUAUGCCCCCACCAAGGAGCACAAAUAAGUGCUGGGAAACUGGGAUGGAACUAACUCUUUUUAUAGCUACAACUUCUUUAAUAUUAAAAUAAGGCACCACCAGUAUCUUCAUGGACAGCACACGUGGUGCCUUCAGGCACUCAGUAUACUCAGUAAUAUGACUAGACAGUAUUCUGGGCUGUAUUUAAUUUAGUCUUUGGGUUGGGUUUUUUGGUUUUUCCCUUAGGAGACUAAAUGACCUCCAGUGCAUUCCAGUGUUUGAGAUGAUUUUUUGUUCCUAAUGCAUGAUAUCUGAUCCAGUGUUCCGGUUUGGAAUGGCUUCAUUUUGUCCAGGUAAAUCUGGAUUUCUGCUCCAUCAGACACAGUUUUAGUAGCCUCUGUGAAGUGUGGAGUGUUGGGUGGCCAAGGAAGUCUGUUCAAUAGUAGCAUAUGCCAAGGAAUGUGUUAAAUGUUGGAAUUCGGUGACUGUUAUCCAUCUGAAGAAUUGAUUGGCACAGAAUGAGUUUGGGAUUGUCUUGCAGCUAGAGGUAAUCUGAUUCCCUAGGAAAGGUUCAUUAAGACAUUUUCUUGUGAACAAAGGUGAGUUUUGCAUCUUGUGAGAGGUAUUGCUGCCCAUGGCAGGGGCUUGGACUGACAUGGUGUUUAAGGUUCCUUCCAAGUCCAACCAUCCUAGGAUUCUGGGAUUCCAAAGAGAGCUGCAGUGAGAAAACUGACACUUUAAAACCUUCCUGUUUACUGGGCUUAAUUUAAUACUUCAGUGCAAAGCGGUUCAUCAGAUUUGUUUUGUUUUUAAUGGCUGUUUCCUAACCCAUAACUCUUC